This is a messenger RNA of Pseudogymnoascus destructans, 189 nucleotides long. Its product is annotated as NAD-dependent malic enzyme, mitochondrial. Gene Ontology annotation, molecular function: NAD binding. The record is from RefSeq and is a predicted model, not a curated record. Lineage: Eukaryota; Fungi; Ascomycota; Leotiomycetes; Thelebolales; Thelebolaceae. The coding region runs from base 1 to 189 and encodes 62 amino acids. The transcript is spliced from 2 exons.
AUGGCACCACUCGCGAUUUCUCAGCCGCGCCUGUUGAGCGAUAAGAUGCUUGUGGCAGCCGCGAAGGCGCUCAGCGCGCAAUCACCCGCUAUGAAGGACCCCGCGCGUCCGCUGCUGCCGGAUGUGGAGGAUGUGAGGGAAGUCAGUGUGCAGAUUGCGAUAGCGGUGGUGAGGCAGGCGGUUGAGUAG